GUUCUGCUGCUUUCCCUAUUUUUCGUGAUUUAAGGCGCAAACUUAGGCAAAUUUAGACGAAAAACAUCUACAACUGUCAGCAAAUAACAGCUAGGUUUCAUAAGACUGUGCCUUAAGACAAUAAAAUAAAGCCAAACGAAGGCAGGUGACCAUCAUGGAAAGGGGACUAAGUCGAUAAAAGCAAAAUUUAGCAGCUGCGUCUUGUGAUAAAGAAAUCCAGCCAUUCACAUGGCAACAAAUUCCAACACUUUUCACUUCUUGGGCGCAUUUCACGAUCCGAUAAACAAAUCCGUAUCCUUUGCAAGAGAAUUCAAAUCGGCCAUUGCGCUGAUUUGAAAGUGGAACUGGAUGUAAAGGCAAUGGCUGUUCGGCGGUAUUUUUUAAUGGGUGAGGAUCCCGUCUAUUCAGAUCCCGCUGACUUAAACUGGGAUUGGGGCCACCCGAAGCGCCUGUGCGGGUGCGGUUUAGGGCGAUCUAUUUCAGGACAUGUAGGAACUCAGUUCCAUAGAUGAAAGGCAAGAAAUGCGUACAGGGCCGGUGUCAGAUUGCAACUAAAUCGCGGGUUGGGAUAUUGCGGGAAACAGCUAAGCACGUCUGUAUCAAGGAAGGCGUAGAGAAGGCUCCUGGAGGAAGAGGAUUCCAACGGAAGUGGCCAUGACGUACAGCGGGAAAUAUGCUUCGGGGCCCAAUAGGCAGCCGGCGCCGGCGCUCGGGGGCGGGGAGAGUUGAGCUCAUCGGCGGAGAAACCAGGAGAAGUUUUACUCUGUCAGAAGCAGCUCGUGUCUUCCCGCUCUGCCGCCGCCGCCGCCUUUUCUUUGACGUGGGCUUUCUGUGUGUCUUUCUCCUCGGUCUCCUCGCCACAUGGAUCCGGUACAAAUCGCCGCUGUUUCGUCGCCUGCUGAGGCGAAUCCGGGCCCAACUUGGCCGCAAAGCAAGGGUUCCUGUACCUUUAUCAACUGUGUGAUAGGCAGAAAUACAAUAGAGCACAGAAACAGAGUAUGGAUCAUGAUUCUCGCUCAUUUAUAUAAUUGCCCAUGGGGCGCUCCUAAAAAUCCUACCAUAUCAUGUUCCCUUGCUGAUGUCAUGAGUGAACAAUUAGCUAAAGAGCUGCAGCUGGAAGAAGAAGAUUCUGCUUUUCCGGAAGUGACAUCGGUUGUUGAAGGUCCAUUUAUUAGUGGAGAGAAUAUUGAUACAUCUAGUGACCUGAUGCUGGCACAGAUGCUUCAAAUGGAAUUUGACAGAGAGUAUGAUGCACAACUUCGGCGUGAAGAGAAAAAGUUCAAUGGGGAUAGCAAAGUGUCUAUAUCAUUUGAGAACUACCGAAAGGUGCAUCCAUUUGAAGACAGUGACAGCUCUGAAGAUGAAGUUGAUUGGCAGGAUACUCGCCAUGAUCCAUAUAGAGCAGAUAAACCCACCACUACUCCAAAAAAGGGCUUUAUAGGAAAAGGAAAAGAUAUUACUACCAAACAUGAUGAGGUGGUUUGUGGACGGAAGAACACUGCUCGAAUGGAGAAUUUUGCACCUGAAUUUCAGGUUGGUGAUGGAAUUGGAAUGGACCUGAAAUUGUCCAAUCACGUUUUCAAUGCUUUAAAGCAGCAUGCAUAUUCUGAAGAACGUCGAAGUGCCAGGCUCCAUGAGAAGAAGGAACAUUCUACUGCUGAGAAAGCAGUUGAUCCCAAAACACGUUUAAUUCUGUAUAAGAUGGUCAGUUCUGGAAUGUUGGAGACCAUUACUGGAUGCAUAAGUACAGGGAAAGAGUCUGUCGUGUUUCAUGCAUAUGGAGGAAGUUUGACUGAGGACUCCAAACCUGUACCUUCAGAAUGUGCCAUAAAAGUAUUUAAAACAACUCUUAAUGAAUUUAAAAAUCGUGAUAAGUAUAUCAAGGAUGAGUAUAGGUUUAAAGACCGUUUCAGCAAAAUGAAUCCACGAAAGAUCAUCCGUCUCUGGGCUGAAAAAGAAAUGCACAAUUUAACAAGAAUGCAGAAGGCAGGCAUUCCUUGUCCACAAGUGGUUACCCUUAAAAAACAUGUUUUAGUCAUGUCCUUUGUUGGUCAGGAUCAAGUACCAGCCCCUAAACUAAAAGAAGUAAAACUCAGUAGUGAAGAUAUGAAAAAGGCCUACUAUCAAGUCCUUCAUAUGAUGCAGCAGUUGUAUAAAGAGUGUGGUUUAAUUCAUGCUGACCUGAGCGAGUACAAUAUGCUGUGGCACAGGGGACAGGUCUGGUUGAUUGAUGUCAGUCAGUCUGUGGAACCAACUUAUCUUCAUGGGCUUGAGUUCUUGUUCAGAGAUUGCAGGAAUGUUUCACAGUUCUUCCAGAAGAAUGGUGUAUCUGAAGCACUCAAUGAGCGGGAGCUCUUUAAUGCUGUCUCAGGUUUAAAUGUUGCAGCUGAUAAUGAAGUGGACUUCUUGGCUGAGAUUGAACUUCUGGAGAAGAUGAAUGAAGAUCAUAUACAGAAACAUGGGAAAAAAGUGUCUUUUUUUUCAGAUGAUGACAGGGGUCCACAAACAUUUUGCUACAAAUAGCACUUCUAGUUGCCCUGAAUGAUCUUUUUUGUAUCUAAGUUUUAGUGCAGUGAUUAAAUGUCAGCUGCUAAAGGUGAGAGAAAUUGUGGUCCACUCAAAAUGCCAUAAGUGAAACUUAAGGGAAUGUGCAUUCGUGCUUUGGUGUUUUUAGAAAAGUCCACAAGUUAGUCCUUUUGGAUCAACCAUGCAGCUCUGUGACAAUGAAAAAAAUAAUCUCCUUUCAAUUUGGCAUUUUUUUCAGUUGCAUUAUAGCACAGUUAAAUAUGUGAUAUAAAUAUUUAGAAUUUCUAAAAUAAUGCAACAAUUUCAAAUUAAACUUUAAAGUAAACUCUAAAAGUGGGUAAGAGUGAUAAAUGCUUUUUCCCUCCCUUCUACUAUAUAGUAAUAUACCUGUUGAGGGAGGGAAGGUUAACCUUUUGUUCUGUUCAGAGUAACUAUUCACCAUUCAGUUACUAUUAAAAAUCUCUAUUUUUACAAAAACUCAUAUAAUAUUCUUAAUAUUUGAUAAAUGAAAUUUGUAUUACUGUAAAAAUUAGUCUAAUUUUUUUUCUAUGAUUUUUACACACAAUUAAAAAUAACCGUUGGCUUGUAAUCUGAUUCUUUUUUAGACCAUAAUGUAGUUUUCAAAAUAAAAUUACUACUGACCAUUGUUUCUAUUAUCAAUAGGAAAAAAAUGGCCUUUUAUUUCUUAAAGAACAAUGCUAAAAUAGGAGUUAAAAUUAUCAUUAGACAUACGUAGAGGAAAAAAUACAAAGUGUAAAUUAUGUAAAAUAACUGAGUAACAUGCAUACAUGAAAAGAACCUCCAUUAUAGCUGCAUCCCAGUUACAUAAACUUUGAUUGUUGGUAGAUUUCUAUCAUUGUAGAAAAUAUUGUUUUAGGCAUAAUUCAGAAAACAUCCCUUGUGUUUUAAGUGUGCAUGUGACAUAGCUUCCUAUGUAAUUCAACAUGAUGCAAUUCAUACAACUACUCAAUUGAAAAAAGAAAAUUUACCUAAGGCCUUUUUCUUGAAAUAUGUAAGAAACCUAGAGUUAUGUUAUGACAAUAAACGUGUGUAGGUUCCAUACAGAAAUGACAACAUUCUAAUCUGAUUCUCUACUUCAAUAUAGUUGACUUGAUUCUUGGAGAAUGCUUGUGUGUAACUAGAAUCAUACCUAUUCUGAUAAGGCCUGUACAAAAGAAGUUAAUUUACUGAUACAGAUUUUUGAAGAUGAAUGUGUUUAGUAGGGUGGUGAAACUGUUAAAUAGUCACCUUUACUUUUCAGCAUCUUUUAAAUUUGCCCUUCAUGAUGUAAUGAGGGAAGGUUGCUAUUUGAUGCUCUCACAGUAGUCUUUGAAAAUGCUCCUUCCACGCAGAAUUGGAAAGAAUAAUAAACACAUCUGAUCUUG
Molecule: messenger RNA, 3911 nt
Organism: Varanus komodoensis (Komodo dragon)
Lineage: Eukaryota; Metazoa; Chordata; Lepidosauria; Squamata; Varanidae
Gene: RIOK3
Product: RIO kinase 3
Exons: 15
Coding region: 862-2523 (553 amino acids)
Biological process (GO): maturation of SSU-rRNA; protein phosphorylation
Cellular component (GO): cytosol; preribosome, small subunit precursor
Molecular function (GO): ATP binding; protein serine/threonine kinase activity
Source: RefSeq, a predicted model, not a curated record